This is a messenger RNA of Postia placenta MAD-698-R-SB12, 1994 nucleotides long. RefSeq lists its product as hypothetical. Gene Ontology annotation, molecular function: mating-type factor pheromone receptor activity. Gene Ontology annotation, cellular component: membrane. Lineage: Eukaryota; Fungi; Basidiomycota; Agaricomycetes; Polyporales; Adustoporiaceae. Gene Ontology annotation, biological process: G protein-coupled receptor signaling pathway. The transcript has 4 exons. The coding region runs from base 66 to 1760 and encodes 564 amino acids. The record is from RefSeq and is a predicted model, not a curated record.
CUCUCUUGAGCCUGAAGAACCUCCCUUUCCUUUCCUUCGCGACACCCUUCUAGCGGACCGCCGCAAUGGGUAUCGAGCUGCCCAUCGUCUCGAUAUUGUGCGCGGUGCUUUUGCUAUGCCUGAUCCCCGCGUACUUGAUAGCUGGAAAUGUGGCGGCUACAUCGCUUGUCGGCUGGCUGCUCCUUUGCAACCUGAUCCAAGCCGUCGAUUCUGCGGUCUGGGAGAACAAUACUAGCAUUCGAACGCCAGCAUGGUGUGACAUAGCCACGAAAUUGCUGCUCGGUGCGAGGAUCGCGCUGCCUGCAGCUUGCCUUGGCAUAUCUCGCCAUCUGCGACGCCGUACUUCGACAUUUGACUUCGGAUCAAGACGCAGUAUCCCGUGGGCUGAUUAUGCGCUAUGUUUUGUACUUCCGAUAUUGUACAUGAUUCUUCAACUAUGGCUGCGCGGCAUCUGUAUAUUCAUCCCUUCCUGCUUUGAUCCUGGUCUGGCUACCUCCAUCCUUGCUCUCGAUUGCCGCACUCGUCGGCUCAUCCAUCGCACUGUAUCAUCCCACGCCUUUUUGCCCAAGUCCAACAACUUCGCAUUCUUUCGCGUUAUGAUAAGCAGUCUUCUAAUUGCUUCUUUGACUCUCGCAUUCGGUGUCGUCACUGUUUACGUUGGAGUCGAAUCUCCUCCGGGUCUCCAGCCGUGGCGAUCAUGGACUUCCGUUCACGAUCACAUCUCGGAGAUACAGAUACUCACGUCGUCGACGCCGAUGCAGCUCAUCAGUAUCGAGAUGGCUUGGUGGGUCAUUCCGGCGUCUUCGUUCGUCCUCUUUGCCUCCGUCGUCGCUGGAAUGCUGGCUGGGACACGGGACCAGGUACUCGAUGACUACCGCACUUUCUUAUGGCGACUCCAACUUCUCUGUGGAAACCGGGAUGCACCUCGCAGACCAUCAGAAUCCUUCAUAGACCUGCAUGGAGACUUCAGGUCCCGACUCUCAGAUACUGUGAGCCCCACCCGUACCCCCAGCGCCAAAUCGGCGUGGAAAUCGCCGUCACUAUCCUCGCUCAAGUCCGCCCCCUUAUCCAUCACAAUCCCAAACACCAUGCCACUGUCAUCGCCCCCUUCGACUGAAUUUGAGAAUACCGACGCGACGUUUGCUCAAUCGACAGUGUCGUACUUGGAUUCUCCCGCUGGCAAAUCAGCCGUCAGUCUUGUGCUGCCUCCGCCUGCGUUCAAGCGGCCAAGUAGACCUGCUCCUCCGCUUGACCUUGGGCCACAACCAGCCCCUGAGGAGGACGCACAUUACAAUCGUCCGAACUCUCCUCCACCGCGUCCCAGCUCCAUCUUGUCAGAGCCAUGGCCGCGACCGCCAUCCGCUAUCCCAAUCUCCCCCGUUGUUCCCGUCACCAUCCAUCCUCCGUCUCCGCGACCUGGGCAUGCACCCUCUCGGCCUCCAAGCAGAGCAUCCUUUUCGACCAGCCUUGCGUCAUCUACAGUCACGAUGUCGGCAUAUGCCUCUGAUGUCGAGCGCGCGCUGCGCGAUUCCCCAACGCUCCCCCAGUUUGCACCCUUCGCGGAUGCUGGUAUGCCGACGGGGGAAUCGCAUGCACGAGGACUAAGCUUGGCCGUCCCAAAGCGUACGCGGAAAAUGCGCAGCAAGGAUGUGAUGGUGACGAGGAACCUGAGCCUCAGUUUACGUACGCGCGAACGCGCUAGAGAGGAAGAAGGCACGGGUCCAGGGAUCUAUAUGACUGUCGUGAAGGAGACCGUCUGACAGCCACCUAUCGCUCUUGUGGACGCGGGCUGUUGAUGUUCUCGAGCGAGGGCUCAAGGACUAUAGUGUAGCCCUCGAUGAAGUGACAUAUUUCGUGACCGCCUUUCAUUCGUUCUUUCAUUCGGGUUUCGUUCACUGUAUCGUACCAAGCUUGUAUUCCACAGCAUUUGCGUGUAUACGUAUGAUACCAUCUGUAGCCACUUCUUGUAUUUUUAUAUUCACAUUGCUUCGGCG